CCUCAAGCUCGAGCCUUCCGCCGGAGCAGCAGGGCGGCUGAGCGUCCCGCGCUACACGCAGAUCCUUGCGUUCAGCUGCACGUUGGCUGAAAGGCCGUCGAGCGUUGCGCCGAGCCUCUGGGCUUGCUCAGCUCGUCGGGCUCGAAGACUCGAAAGGCCGGCUGCCGCUGCGUUCGCGGACAUCUCUAUUGCUGCUUGCACGUUGACGAGCACAAGCAAGCAGGCACUAACAUGUCCGCCCGUCCACGCCAGCUCGGCUUCGGCCUCGACGCCGACUCCAGCUCUGCGUCUCUCCCGGGCACGCGCUCCAUCCUCGAGCCCGGCGCCGUCGCCUCUGGCUCUCGCAUUUCCGCCGCUCCUCUCUCGCUCGAGCGGUCCGGGCCGCCAAGCGACGAAGAGCGGGCAUACAGCUACGAAGACGAAGAAGAGGAGAGCGAAGAGGAACCUCCUCGAGCCUACCAGUACGAAGAGGAGGAGAGCGACGAGGCGCCGUCUCCCAAGCGCGUUGCAUCUCCACCUGCGCCUGCACCGCCCAGCGACGACGAGAGCGAGUCAGCUCCAUCUCCGCCUGCUCCACCGAGCGACGACGAGAGUGAGCACUCGUCUCCUGCUGCUGCACCACCCGACGGCGAGAGCGACAGCGCCUCGUCUCCGCCAGCACCACCAAGCGACGACGAAAGCGAGACUGCGUCGUCUCCGGCCGCACCGCCGCCCGACGACGACGAGAGCGAGGCCGCUUCGUCUCCACCGCCAGCUGCGUCGCCAGCUGCGUCACCUGCACGGCCUCUCGACGAAGAAGAGAGCGACGAGGAGCAAGCUCAGCUAUUCGACGACGACGAGAGUGACGCGGCUUCAUCUCCGCUGCAAGCCCCGUCUCCGCCUGCGCCAGCUCUCGACGACAAGAGCGACUCGGCUCCUUCGCCGCCUACAGCCCCUCUCGACCACGAGAGCGAUUCGGCUCCGUCUCCAGAGCAAGCAGCUUCUCCAAUUGCGUCCUCUCCACGAAGCGCUGCAGCUUCACUGCCAUCGCAGCCCGACGCAGAUCUCAGCGCACCGCUUCCACAGCAGCAAGCCGGGGUUGAGCAGCACGCCGAAUCUCCGCUGCAAACUGCUUCUCCCGCCGCGCCAUCUUCGCAGAGCGCCUCUCCACACAGCGCAUCUCCGCAGAGCGUCGCAGCGCCUUUCCCGUCACGGCUCGACGCGCACUCCAGCUUGCCGCCUCCAGAGCCGCAACCUGAGUCUCUGCUGCCCGCACCGAGCAGCGAACAUACCUCUCCAGCUGCUCUACUAGAGCCAGUCUCACCAGCCGAGGAGACCAAAGCCGAUCGCUCGCAGACGAGCUUGGAGAGCGAGCCUCCAUCGCCACUGCUCGAGCCCGCUUCGUCCGUCCUUGCGUCGACGUCUGUUCCCGUCGUCGCUUCUCCCGUACUCGAACUUGCUGCAUCUCCAGUCCUCGAGGCCGCUUCUCCGGUCCCCGAGCUCGCUUCGCCAGGUCUCGAGCCUGCUCUUGAGGACUCUGGGUCUGCGCAUUCGCCAGACCUCGCGUCUGCUGUCGUCGACCCUGCUCAGUCGCCAGUUCUCGAGCCCGCUUCUCCCGUCUUCGACGCGCAGCUCUCGGCCAGCGCGUCGCCCAGCGCAUCUUCUCCACCCGCUCCACCGUCAGACCUGUCCGAGGCCAGCUCGCCUCACUUCCUCGACGCGCAACUUCCCGAAGCCGCAUCGUCCCACGCAUCUCCGCUUGCACAGCCAUCAGAUCUACCCGAACAAGCCACAUCGUCAUCCGCCUCGUCCGACAGCGACAUGCCCUCGCUCAUCCGCACGUUGGGCCGACGCCAGUCCCGCAGCGACGACGGCGAGGAGGACGGCGCAUUCAUCUCUGGCGGCGCUCUUCGGCGACAGAUUGCCCUGCCGUUCGUCACUUCGCGCGGCGGCGGCGGAGGAGGCAGUCGUCGCGUCAAGCCGCCCGUGCUGGAGGAGGACACCGGCCGCGCCGGCCGUGAUGCGCAGACGCGCUCGCUGCUGAUCGAGGAGCCGCUCUGGCCCAUUGGUGAUGCAGGCGAGUACUCGCUGGGUCGGAGUCUCAACUCGACUGCUGGGCCGUCCAAGAUGCGCCUGGCCAGUGGCCUGCCUGCGGAGCCAGUCGAGGAGUACGACAUCUUCGGCGGCAGGGUCGCGACGGGCGGUCAUCUGGACGACGAGUACGGCUAUGAGGAUGAGGAGGCGCCGCGGCGGUACUCCGACGAACAAGAGGAAGACGCAGCGUACGAUGCCCAGCCGCCGCCCUUGCCGUCGAAGGCAUCGGCCUCGCCCGAGAGCCUCGACCGCAGCGACGAAGACGACGAGUCGGCCGAGGAGGAAGUGCAGGCGCACGAAGCCGCCAAGACGCCACCUUUCCAGAUGCGCCGUCAUCCGUCGUCGGAGCUGCACGACAUUGCAGAGGAGCCCGAGACGCCUGCGAGCAACACUCCGUUGCCGGACAGCGACGACAGCGAGGAGGAGGAGGAGGAAGAAGAAGAAGAGGAGGAGGAUGAGCUCGAGCAGACGGUCCUGCCGGCAGCGACUGCCUCUGCCCCGCCAGCAAUGCCGGUGUCCGAGCGCCUCAUCGACUCAAUUGCCAGCCAGCACGGUUGGGCAAAGGAGCCCGCGUCCGCGCCAGAGCCCUCGCUCGUUGCGCCGUCAGCCUCGAGCAUCAGAUUGCCGGCGGCCGUGCCGCGUAUCGCCGUUCCGUCCAUCAUUCGCGAGGCGCAGCCAGCCGCCAAGCCGGCACCAGCGCAGCUCUCGAAUGCGCGACCCUCGCCGCCGGCCGCACGCGCUCUCGCCAAGGCUGAGAGCGAGUCAGAGGACGAGGAGUGGGAAAGCGACGAUGGAGCAGAAGAGGAGGAUGGUCUGUCUGACAUCGGUGCGGCCCUGACGACGCUCGACGCCGCGAACCGCGACAGCGCAGCAUCACCGGAGCCCGAGGAGGAGUUCGAUGCAGGCUCCGCGCUCGACGACGGCAGCUGGGAGACGGACGACGAGCAGCAGCAGCAGCAGCAAGCGCUUCCCGCAGGCGAGACUGAGAGCGGGCUUGCCGUCGCGAAGCGUAUGCCGAUCCACCGUGUGCGCGCCGUGCGCGUUGGAGGCAAGCAGCCGCAGCGCAGCAGCCGCAAGUCUUCGUCUCGCAGCAGGUCCUCGUCGGAAGCUAGUGCCUCGGUCAAGUCGGCCUUGUCCGCGCCCGAGGUGCCGGUGAAGGAGCCUCUGUCUCUCGCGAUCCCUGCGGCUGCCGUGCCGUCGAGCACAUCUCCGAUCCGGUCUCCGGAGAGCUACAAGAGCAGCAGCUCGAUGGAAUAUGCAUCCGCCUCACCGCAGUCGCCGAAGUCGCUGCCCAGCCGCAACUUCGCCAGUGCGCCGUCACCUGCGAUCGCAGCGUUUGCGACCUCGCAGCAGCCAGCGAAGGCUCAGGCCGACGCAAGAGAGGUGCUUCCGGCGGCGAAGUCACAUCGCGACGAGGCUCGCGCUGGCUCGUCGCCCGAGCCAGACUUCCCUGGUGGCUUCGACGCACAGCCCGCACGCGUCAGAGCUUCUUCGAAGAAGGCGUCGACGUCCACGGGACCGAGGGCAUGGCCCAUGCCGCCCUUCUUGGGCUCACGAGCAGCUGGCAAGAAGAACGAUGCAGCAGCUCCUCCGCCUGUGCCGGCGAAGGAGCCCAGCAGCUUGCCCGCGCCAGCACCCGCGACAUCUCUGGCCAUUUCCGGCGCUGCACCUCGCGACAUCGAGGCUGCAGGAUGGAGCACUGCCCGACGUGUCUCGGACUCGUCUGCUUCCAGCCACGAGUACCACGACCUGCCAAGCCCGGCAGACGACCCGAAGCCGUCGCCUCUGGCCAUCGCUGUCCCGGCUGCAGCCGUGAGCACCUCGAACCUCUCGGGCUCAAUCUCGCCUCUGUACGCUAGCUUCGGACCGUCGUCUCCGAUCCUCGUCCUGCAGCCUCCGACGUCUCAGCAGAGCACCGCCGCAGCGGGCGAGUCGAGCACUGCGGAUGUGACGCCGUCGAUGGCACUCAAGGCCGCGGCCAUGGCCGGCUGGACGUCCGAGCCUGAAGAGCCGGCCAGAGAUUUGGCUGCCCAGCGCUCGCAAGCCGCCGCGCAGGAGAACACGCUCAUCCCACGGCGAUCUGAGGCUCGUCCGCGCACCGACGCUCUUGCGGGGCGGUCUAACGCUGCCAGAGAGCGCACGGCCGAGAGCGCAGAACGUGCACGCGAGCUCGUGCGCUCGGCAGCGAGCAGGAGCGCCGCGAACAGGAGUGCCGCGGCCGGCCAGCUCUUUUCUGCCGGGCCUGCGCUUCAGAACGACAAGCCAGUCGAAGAGCUCGCCGGAGAGCAGAUCAGCUUCGAGUCUGCUCCGGUCAUCGCGCACGAUCUGGCGUCCUCUCUGGUCAUGCCAAGAACGCCCGAGCCCGAGCACGGCACGGUCGCAUCUGCCGGCACAGCUGCUGCUACCCCGUCCGCGGCACGAACACGCGACGCCAGCGGAGCCUCGCACCUCACUCCGCCUGUGGCGAGUGAUUACGGUCCGAAGAGCGCACGACGCAUGUCAAACGGCAGUGCUUCGUCGCCGCGGCCGCCGCGGCCACCUCGGAGCGCAUCUCGCGAGACUAGACUCAGUCAAGCCUCUGGCAGCGCAUUCGAUGACGAUGCAGAAGAUUCGCAGCGUCGAGCGACUCUGUCGCCCACGCGACGCGUGCGGCAGCAGGGGCAGCAAGAGCAGACAUCGCUUGACGGCUCAACAUCGAGCGCAAGCUAUCGUCUUGCGCCUGCACGAGAGCAAGACGAGCACGAAGUCGAGGAGCACUAUCGCAGCGAGCCGCUCUUCCAGAGCCAGGACUCUCGCGUCGAGCAGGUCUUCACGAGCAUCGAGCAGGACGGCGUGGCCUCCGACGCGCCAAUGGAGGCUGCGCGAGAGAGCCUGUCAGACCUCGAGGUCGAAGAACGCCGCCCAAGGCCCUCGCUGCCCUCGCUGAGCCUGAAGAAAGUCAAGGGCCUCGGCAGUCUCUCGCUCGGCCGCAAGAGCGCCAAGACAUCGCCUCCCGAACCUGCGAGGCCUGCGAAGGGCCGCACCGCUCCUGUGCGAGGCGACAAUGCCUUCGAUGUGGCCAGUCUCGAUGGCCAGAGCACCGCCAGCCUCAGCCCAAAGCAGGAAGAGCCCGAUGCGGAACGCGGCAGCCUCCGCGGCAGCACCAAGGGCUCGGUCCGUGGGUCGAUGCGCGGCUCGGCGCGGCGGUCUCGUGCGAGGCGCGGCGACAGCAUGUCGCUGAUCAUGGCGUCGGCGCUCGAGGCACAGCGUCAAGUCGGCUCGCACUACGAGUCGCAGUCCAUCGACGACGGCGUCGGAGGCCAGAGCGGUGAUGCAAGAUCGACGCAAGACGAGACUGCCUCGCUGAGCUCGCGCAUGCGAGCGAGCAAGUCUGCGCCCUCGAUCCGGACGAAGGACUCCUCGCGCUCCAUCUCUGCUGAGAAUGGCGCCUCGAGCGGUCGCACGCCAGCUACGCCCGAGGCUGAGACGUCGGCGCCGACGAGCGUCAACAGCAUCUCGCUGUCGUCGCCCAGCAAUGUGCUGUCUCGUCUGCCGCCGCUGGAAGACCACAACGACGAGGAGCUCGACUCACUGCCGCCGGUCGAGAAGUACGUGGCCCUGGCCGGUGUCCUGGCCGAGAUGCUCGAGCCAGGCGGCAAGGCGAGAGUGCAAACGCUUGCCAACGAAGGCGUCCGGCUGCAGCGGGAGCAGCGUGCGCGCGAGCUCGAGGUUGAGCGGCUCGAGGAGUGCAUUGCGGCACUGAUCCCGGACGACCUCGAUCGCGAGGCCAUCCGCGACCUGCACGUUGCGUUCUCGACGAAGGUGCCGCGCGACUACUCGAAGCGCAGCAUCAGCACGUCGACCGUCGACAAGGAGCGCAUCGCCGAGCUGGAGGACAAGCUCUCAACAAUGGAAGACAGCGUCACAUCGCAGAAGACGCGUCUUCACGAGCUGGCGGGAGUGCGCCCGCGUCUGGCGACACAGCUCGAGCUCGAGCGCCAGCGCUUCGAGAAGAUGCGCCGCGUCGAGAACACGCUGCGUCGCCUCCGGCCCGAGGUCUUCCAGACGCUCGGCGCCGAGGCGAGCAGCAGCACGGCAGAUGGGGAGGCCGACGAGGGCCUCACUAAGACCUCCGGCGCUGCCACGCUCUCCGGCGACGUGUCGGACACCGGCGCCCGGGGCGAAAAGUCGCUCGAGUUCUACGGCGAGGAGAGCGAGCAUGCUCUUGGCCUGCGCACCGCCGUCGCGGCGCAGCGCGAGGCGAUGGAUGUGCUCAAGAAGCACGAGCAGCGCUGCUACAGUCUGCUGCUGCUGGGCGAGACGGCGCUGCGCAACCUCGUCGCCGACGUCAUCGACAUCGCUCUGAUCCUCGACAGCUCGAGCGUGCGGCCCGAUGACGAAGAGGCGCGCGCGAACCAGCGGCGCCUCCGUUUCUCGCGGUCUGCUCGCUCGGCAGAUGAGCGAGCCAUUGCCGACGCAGGUCGCGCGGAGCUCGACGGCAACGGCGAGGACAUCACCGACGACUUUGAGCGUGUGUGCUUCCUGCGGCGCAAGGUCGAGAGCCGCAUUCUCGAGCUCGAGGACCUGCUGCGCAAGGUCUCGGACUACUACGCCAAGGCCAUGGACACCGAGCUCGCCCGCCGCGCGCUGCCCGGCAGCAGCACAAAGGUGCGCGCGCCGCCGUCCGCUUGGCGCGGUCGAGACACCAGCGCCUACUUCUCGUCCAACGGCUCGCAGGACUCGCUCGCCUCGGCUCGCCAGGCGGACUCCAGUUCAGCAGACGCGCCGCUCUCGCCUCUCGUCGACGAGACCAAGGACUCCGCCUUCGCAACGGCGCCCAACUCGCCGAGCCAGGAAGAGGCACCAGUCCUGGCCACGGCUCCUCCCGAGGCGGUGCCGCAGGCCAUCGCCCUGAUGCUGCGCCUGCUCUCGACGCUGCGCAUCCUCUCCGUGCCGCACACGACGCCGCAGCAGCUGCGCCGGUCCGCCUUCCGCCUCAGCCAGUGGUCGCAGCGCGCCCACGCCACGCUGCCGCAGCUCGAGGACGCGCGCGAGGCGCUCGACCUCGUCAUCGUACACGCCGAAGAGACGAGCGAGAAGCUCGCCGAGGCGUGCGUGCGCCGCAUGAAGGUUGCUGAUGCGCAGCGCCGGGCCUUCUGGACGGCCAGCGCGCAGGCGGCGCUGACGAGCCUGAUCCUCGGCUGAGCGCGAGGCCCUUCUCCCGCAUACCCCCACACUCUCUGUCUGUGUCGCUUCGGCGCGCGCAAUACCACCCUCGUUCACAAAAUCUGAGCCAGACGCGAGGGCACGAGAGAAGGAGCGAGCAGUGGCAAGGCAGAAGCGGCGGGAGCAGCCAGGCGAGUAAGGGUCCGAGUCAGGCGCGAGAAGCGAGGCAAGACCAGGCGCGAGAGUGAGGCAAG
Messenger RNA from Tilletiopsis washingtonensis, 7472 nucleotides. RefSeq lists its product as hypothetical. Lineage: Eukaryota; Fungi; Basidiomycota; Exobasidiomycetes; Entylomatales. The coding region runs from base 232 to 7257 and encodes 2341 amino acids. The record is from RefSeq and is a predicted model, not a curated record. The transcript has 2 exons.